This is a messenger RNA of Naegleria gruberi, 765 nucleotides long. RefSeq lists its product as uncharacterized. Gene Ontology annotation, biological process: vesicle-mediated transport. Bases 1 to 765 code for a protein of 254 amino acids. The transcript has a single exon. Gene Ontology annotation, cellular component: membrane. NCBI's taxonomy places the organism in Eukaryota, Heterolobosea, Eutetramitea, Acrasida, Naegleriidae. The record is from RefSeq and is a predicted model, not a curated record.
AUGCAAUCAGUUAUUAGUAUUCGUAAUGAAAUACAAAAUAUAGAAUAUGAAAUACAAUCAUUUAUUUCACAUUUAUUAAGAGAAUCUAAUAAUAAUGAUAUGAAUGAAAUAUAUUAUGAUGAAAUUGAUAAACAAAUAUUUGAAAGUAGUAAUCAUUUAAAUUUAUUAAAAAGUAUUAUUGAUCAAUCUAAAUAUUCAUCUGAUCAAUAUCAUCAACAAUUACAUUAUAAAUCAAUUAUACAAUUUUUAAAUCAUUCACUUAAUCAUUGUAAACAUUUAUUAUCAUUCACUCAAAAUCUUAAAGAUAGAAAAAAGUUUACAAAAAAUAAUCAAUCACAUUUAUUAUUUAAUGAAAAUGAAAAUAAUACUUUAGAGGAAGAAGAAAUAACUAAUGAAAAUAGAAAUGAUUUUAUAAUACAACAAGAAUUAAUGAAACAAUUAUCAUCAUCAACAGAUUUACAAGAUGCACAAGAUACAGAAAUAACAGCAAUUCAAAUCAGUGAAUUAUUAACAGCCUUUGAAUCCAAAGUAGAAGAACAAGGUGAAUUAAUGAACAUGUUUGAAAAUAAUAUUGAACAAGCAAAUGACUGUAUGGAUCAAGCAAAUGAAGAAUUGAGAAAAUUAAAUAAGAAAGAUGAUACUAAAUUACCAUUUCCAUAUAAUAUUUUACCAACCUAUGUCAGUCACUUUAUCAAAUAUUUUGUUUCUUACUUGUUUGUUAUAUUGGGUUUAAUCAUUUUCAUUUAUGAUAGAAUAAAAUUGUAA